Plasmodium adleri (nom. inval.) is the source of this 396-nucleotide messenger RNA. Its product is annotated as mediator complex subunit 31, putative. The coding region runs from base 1 to 396 and encodes 131 amino acids. The record is from RefSeq and is a predicted model, not a curated record. Gene Ontology annotation, biological process: regulation of transcription by RNA polymerase II. NCBI's taxonomy places the organism in Eukaryota, Apicomplexa, Aconoidasida, Haemosporida, Plasmodiidae. The transcript has a single exon. Gene Ontology annotation, cellular component: core mediator complex; mediator complex. Gene Ontology annotation, molecular function: transcription coregulator activity.
AUGGGAAUAAACCAAAAAAAUUACAAUGUGAGUAAUAUUAUAGAUGAUAAUGAGAAAGUAAUUUUUAAUAAGAAUUAUAGAGAGAGCUUAUUUGAAAAUAAAUUAAGGUUUGAAUGCGAACUAGAAUUUUUACAAUCAUUAUGUAAUAUAGAUUAUAUAAAACAUUUAUAUGAUAAUAAAUAUUUUAAUGAUUAUAAUUUUAUAAGUUAUUUGAAAUAUUUAAAUUAUUGGAGAAAUAAACCGUAUAUAUUUUAUGUACAUUUUCCUAUAUGUUUAUAUGUAUUAGAAAUAUUAAAUAAUAAUAAAACAAAUAUAUAUUUUAAUCAUGCAAAUUCAUUUCAAAAUUUUAUUUAUUAUAUGAAGCUUCAUUGGUUAUAUUUUAAUUACCAAGUAUAG